AUGACGAAAGUUUAGUGUUUGUUUCUUACAAAUUGUUUUAUAUUUUAUUGCUAUACAUUUUGGGCCAUUUUAGCGUGUAACCAAUUCGUAGCUAAAAACCGCGUAAAAAUUUAUACCGAAUAAUGUAAAAAACUACAAAUAGUUGGUCAAGUGAUUGCUAUUACCAAAACAAAACAACCGACCAAAAAUAGAUUUUAUAUAUUUUCAAAACCUGUUGUGGGCGCCAACAAAUUAAAGCUUUUUGCUGCCAACAGCAGAUGGAGUCUUAACGUUGCAGCGAUGCCACAGAAAACUGAAGAGCUAAGUUAACUGGCCUUGUUUGUUUAAAAUCAACCUGGGGAAAAUUUUCCAAUAAUUGCAGCAGCAGUCAAACAUUGAAUAGUGAAGAUGUCUCAUAGUGCUGUAACAGCCAAUGACGAAACGGACUAUUCCGAUAAGGAUGAAUUGGAUCCGGCAAAGAAGUAUUUGAAUCAUUUGCUCAAUAAUGGUAGCCAAGAGGGCGAUAGCGGGACCGAAUUGGAAUUACCGUCAUGGUACAAUGAACAGUUAUUUAAAAGGGGUCAAAAUUACUUUAACAAAUAUCGCUUUGUGAUGUAUACUGGCAUGUUGUAUGGAUUAAUUUCUGUGCUUGCUGUGCCUUCGAUCCUGCGAGUCCUCAGCUGCUCUCACCAAUCAUCAACUCCUUUGGAUGCCUAUCGUCGCUAUGUUCGAACGAUUUUCCAUGCCAUUUCCUGGUACACCUAUCCGGUCGAAGAUAAGUCGAGCAAAUUCUGGAAAAGCAUAAAGGCUGUGAGGCAGGCCCAUUCAACAUCAAGUCGUGCAUGCAGCCGACUUGGUGCAGGCCAAAUUAACCAAAAGGAUUUGGCAUUGACCCAGUUUGGAUUCAUUGGCUUUAUUACCUUGGGAGCCCAUCGUAUUCAGCUAUAUGAUGAGGAUUUUUUGGAAGCCACCGCUCACAUGUGGCGGGUACUCGGCUAUUUGCUGGGCAUCAAGGAUGAGUACAAUAUUUGUGGACGGAACUGGGCCGAGACGCGUCAGCGUCUGGAUAUAGUACAACGACGGGUAUAUGCUCCGGCAUUGGAGAAAACCAGCGAAGAGUUUGAUCGCAUGGCCGAGGCUCUAAUCAAUGGAUUGUGGCAUAUAAAUACUAUACUUUCCGUCGACGCUCAGCUCUUUUUUGCCAAACGUCUGGCCUAUGUACCGGGCUAUGAGUACUUUAGCUUUGACUAUCGUCCAGGUGAGAAAAGGAAUCCACAGCAGCGAUUGUAUUACUAUGAUCUGAGUUGGUGGGAUCGUUUCGUUGUAAGCUACGGAUUAUUUAUCGUAACCUAUCUGCACAAAUAUAAAGUAGUUCGUAUGUACUUAAACUUUCGCGUGUGGAUAAUGGAUCUGCUGACCUAUUACUUGCCAUACAUAGCCAUUUGGAAAUUUGGCGUUAAGGCAGCUUAUGUACGUAUCUUUCGGAGUGAUGGUCAGGCACUCGGCUUUAAAUUCCAUUUUAAAAAUGAGUAAAUCUCAUUGUUAAUUAUUAUUACAAACAUAUCGCUCUAUUUUUAUUUUUAAUUCUCCACAAGUCAUUUUUAAUUUUAAUUGUUAUUACUUACGUUGACAUUUAACAUAUUAAAUGUUUUUUUGAAUAUUAUUACACAUUAUUCUGGCUUUAUAGAAACUUAUCAAGUCAGACUUUUGUUCAAAUUUUAGCGAGAGCUAUAUAUUAUACAAUAAUUUAGGAACAACUAUCUUGUCAAAAGUAAUUUAUAAGAAAAAUUGUUAAACAUUUUAUGUAAAUUAUUUAAUAACAUUUGAUUAUUUUAUUUUAUUAA
Messenger RNA from Drosophila willistoni, 1823 nucleotides. RefSeq lists its product as uncharacterized. Lineage: Eukaryota; Metazoa; Arthropoda; Insecta; Diptera; Drosophilidae. Gene Ontology annotation, molecular function: oxidoreductase activity. The coding region runs from base 388 to 1512 and encodes 374 amino acids. The transcript has 3 exons. The record is from RefSeq and is a predicted model, not a curated record.